CGCCGAAAAUCCCUGUCACGACGAUCGCUUUCGAGCUAUCGUCGCCGUGGCGAGGAUUUUCAUAAAGUAGUUCCGAUUGCUCGCUACAGACUCUCGGUCGUCCACUUGGAUAACUCCGUAAUUCAGCAAGCUCGCGGCGGGGUAGUAAACCCUGGUAAAAUAGUACAGGUGAACCGCACAGAGGACAUAAGUCUGGGUUCCGUCAACAAGCGCGAAGUGAACAACACAGUGCCCCUUGAUUCACGAACGUUUCUUAAAUUAGUUUCUUUUGCCUUCUUAAAAUCUUUGUUCAUAGUGUGUGUGAGUGUGUUUAGGAGUGUCGGCGGAAGAAUUGUUUCCGCCAGUAAUCGAGUCUGCAAUCCUCUUUAUUGAGGAUUUGAAGCGCCGGUGCUUGGAGAAGAAAGAGGUCCGAUCGCUGAAUCGGCGGUUCGAAGCCUUAGACGGCUUCGAUGUCUGGUGCAUCCGGUGGCUGUUCGAAGACCGCCUGGGGACCGUUCAUCCGAAGGACGAUCGGGAUCAUCUGGCAUGGAUGGAUCCCCGCGGCAUUUAGGCCGCAUAUGAUUAAGAGUAGAAUGAGGGCGAAAGUCUGGAAGGGGAUUUUGUUGUUUUUACGCCCUUUCCUUUUAUUUGGGUUGAUAUAGUGAAGGUUUUUACGGACCUUUCUUCUCUUAAUGGGAAGGAAGGAAUAAAUUUACGAAACGGCAAACUUAUAAAGCUAACAUCGAAGGCUCGAGACGACUUAGAAAGCCUCAAACGCAAUAAAAGAAUUAUUCGACAUCCACGAUAUGAAACAAUUUUCGGCGGAGAGAAUUGACUAAAGCAUGGACCAAACUCAUUUCGAAUGAAAUAACACCCGCUGAGUUCCUCGACGUAACUGCUAGUCUGAAAGGUCAUAUAGAUCAACGACUUAUGCGACUUCCGGAAGGAAUCCUUGAGGACGAUGCGCACUUAGAGGAAGGUUCUAACGCUAUUACACCAGCAGAUCCAGAUUACGACGAGAUACCCGCAGGGAUCGACAAUGGAGCUGAGGCUGCUUUCAAUCGUGAACCGGAUGUGGAUCUCAUCGAUUCAUCAUCUUCCAGUGAGCCCGAGAUCGAUGACGGUAUGGCGCACGGAGUCCUGAAUGCUCCCCAAGCAGCUGGGGAACAUGUAAUAGACGAAUUACUCCGACCAUAUUCGCCUCCCUUACCAAGGCCUGCAAUCGGUAUAAAUAACGAACCAGAUGUGAUUGUCGUCAGCUCUUCGUCUUCCUCAGAGUCUGAAAUGUACGACGAUCGUGAUAACGAUGAAUUGAAUCCAGUACUCGAAGCUCCCCAAGCUGCUGGGGAUAAUUCAUUGGUUAGAGCAUUACAGCCACAUAUACCUCCCGUUAACCUGCCAGAGCCUCCAGCCAGGAUAAGUAAUGUCUCGAAAUCUCGGAAGAAAAAUCUUCGUAGGAAGAGAAAACGGCGGAUUGAGGCUCAAAUAGAAAAUCUUCCAGCGAAACCGUAUGGGCACAAAAGACGUUCAAAAAAGAAAAAGAAGAAUACACAAGUACCAAAAUGCAUAGUGUGUCUGGAGAACCCGGUGACCCACGGAUUCGUUCCGUGCGGUCAUAAUUGCAGCUGUCUGCGAUGUGCAACGAUCCUGGGUCAGAGAGCAAUAAAAAGAUGCCCGAAAUGUAGGGCUGACUUCACCCAGUUCAUUGCCAUAUAUAAUGAAAUGGCAUAGGGGCUGAGUUGAUAUAUUUUUAAUUUGAAUAAAUUCGAUUCGAAGAAAUGGGUGAUUCUGAUUAAUUUUUAACCUUUCUUGAUAAAUGUGAGUGGUGUAUUUAUGAGUUUAUAUAUCUGUAGAGUCUCGGAACAUUUUUUUACCAGUGAUUCCAUUCAAAAAAAAAUUUUUUUUUUCAACUUAGUUUAUU
Messenger RNA from Venturia canescens, 1900 nucleotides. RefSeq lists its product as uncharacterized. Gene Ontology annotation, molecular function: RNA binding. The record is from RefSeq and is a predicted model, not a curated record. Bases 910 to 1710 code for a protein of 266 amino acids. NCBI's taxonomy places the organism in Eukaryota, Metazoa, Arthropoda, Insecta, Hymenoptera, Ichneumonidae. The transcript has 11 exons.